This is a messenger RNA of Hydra vulgaris (swiftwater hydra), 1922 nucleotides long. Its product is annotated as tubby-related protein 3. NCBI's taxonomy places the organism in Eukaryota, Metazoa, Cnidaria, Hydrozoa, Anthoathecata, Hydridae. Gene Ontology annotation, biological process: protein localization to cilium. The record is from RefSeq and is a predicted model, not a curated record. Gene Ontology annotation, cellular component: cilium.
GUUUUGAAGACUUUAAUUUUUAUAAACAAUUGAAAAUAAGAAUACGGAAUAAAUCAGAAAACAAAAACGGCACCAAUAAUAAAAACACAAACUUUUAUUAAAAAUAGUUCAUAUAAAUUCAAAAGAUUAUUAUUAGUCUUAAAAAAAUAAUUAAAAUUCAAUAUUUAAAAUAUCGCCAUGGAUCCAUUCAAAGAGGAAUCAACAGGAUACACUGGGACAGUCCCUGGAAGUAUCAUGGAUGAUAAUGAUGAACAAGCAUUUAGUCCCUCAAAUCUUCGCCAGCAAAAACUUGAGCAAGAGAGGAAAAGAAUGGCAGCAAAGCAAAAGGAAAAAAGAAUAAGUUCAGGUAUGAUGCAAGCUAAUGAUAUGGUUAGACCUCGUACUGCUGGUUCAAGACCAAAAUCUGCUAGUAAAGGUUGGACCACAGAUGUUCCUUCAGGGGGAGUUGUGAAUGGAGCUUAUAUAUCUGAUAAAAUAAAUACAAAAUUAAAUGAAGAUGAUGACAUUCCAACCGAGAUUGUAAAUGAAACCAAAGAAAAGAAUCAUAAAACUCCAGUUAAGCCAAAUUUCCAACAUCCUGACACUUUAGAUGAUGAAGAUAUAGAAUCCACAUCACUUCCUGUUGUUGAGCCUAACAAAACCACAGAUCAGAAAUAUGUGACAUCAAAUAUAAGUGCACCAAUUGACAUAGCUAAAAACUCAGACGAAACGGAUACUACUUUGACAAAUGCUGUUGAUGUUGAAAUAGGAAACCUUGACAUGUUUGUUCUUGCACCAGCUCCUCAAGGUCAGACAAUGAAAUGUAGGAUAACAAGAGAUAAAAAAGGUGUUGAUAGACAAAUAUUUCCAACAUAUUUUCUUCAUUUAGAAAAAGAUGAUGGAAAAAAGAUUUUUUUACUCGCUGGACGAAAGAGAAAGAAGAGCAAAACAUCAAAUUAUCUCAUUGCUACAGAUCCAAUAGAUCUCUCUAGAGGUGGCGAAAAUUUUUGUGGCAAAUUAAGGUCUAACUUAGUAGGAACUAAGUUCACAUGUUAUGAUUGUGGGCGUAGUCCAAAGAAAGGAGGAUUACUAGGCGAAGGAUCCCAUUUAAGGGAAGAAUUAUGUGCAGUUGUUUAUGAUACAAAUGUGCUUGGAUUUAAAGGUCCUCGCAAAAUGACUGUCAUUAUACCAGGGAUGGGUCUUGAUCAUCAAAGAGUUGCAAUAAAGCCCCAUAGUGAAAGUGACUCAUUAUUAGAAAAACACAGAACAAAACAAAUGGAUAAUUUAAUCGAACUUCAUAAUAAAACUCCAGUUUGGAAUGAUGACACCCAGUCGUAUGUUUUAAAUUUCCAUGGAAGAGUGACUCAAGCUUCUGUAAAAAAUUUUCAAGUUGUUCAUGAAAACGACCAGGAUUACAUUGUUAUGCAGUUUGGUCGGGUUGCAGACGAUAUUUUUACCAUGGAUUUUAAUUACCCUUUAUGUGCUCUCCAAGCAUUCUCAAUAGCCCUAAGUAGUUUUGAUGGAAAACUUGCUUGUGAAUAAAUUAAAAUUGUUUGCAGCACUUGGGCAUAAUUAAUUAAAUAUAAUAUAAAGAUAAAUGUAUAGAGAUUUAAAUUUUUUGUCCUUGUGAGUAUAGUUCUAAUAUGUGGUUUUUUUAGUAAAAUGAAAAUCAUAGUAAUAUAUAGCUUAUAAUGAUAAUAUAUGUCAUAAUAUAUUAUUUAAAAACCAAAGUUUUAAAAUAUUUUACUUUUGUCCAUUCAAAAAAUUUAUACAUUUUUUUAGUUUGGUUUUUUUUUGUUUUUUGUUUUUUUAAUUGUACGAUUCAGCUAAUCUACGAUGCUGAUAAACGUAGAACAGAUAUUUAUAUGCAUUUAAAAGAUUAUAUGUUCGUUUAAACUUGGAGAAAGUUAUUGUGAAUACUUGAUUCUUUUAAUUAUAGAGGA